Neocloeon triangulifer is the source of this 3396-nucleotide messenger RNA. RefSeq names its product poly [ADP-ribose] polymerase (gene Parp1). The transcript has 11 exons. Gene Ontology annotation, molecular function: NAD+ poly-ADP-ribosyltransferase activity; DNA binding; zinc ion binding. NCBI's taxonomy places the organism in Eukaryota, Metazoa, Arthropoda, Insecta, Ephemeroptera, Baetidae. The record is from RefSeq and is a predicted model, not a curated record. Gene Ontology annotation, cellular component: nucleus. The coding region runs from base 114 to 3146 and encodes 1010 amino acids.
UGUAGGUGGAACGAUUUAGCGGGAAGACGUGCUUUACAAAUUUGCGUUAUUUUUCGCCGAUUUUGUCGCGAAUUUCGACUUGAAUUACACAAAUCGACCACAGAUCAAACACCAUGGACGAAGAUCUGCCGUAUAAAGUCGAGUAUUCGAAGAGUAACCGUGCGAACUGCCGAGUAUGUCGCCAGAAAAUCGAGUCCGGCGUUUUGCGAUUGGCCUUCAUGUCGCAGUCUUCUGCAUUUGAUGGCAAAGUUCCUUUCUGGCACCACAAAGAUUGCUUUUUCAAGAAGCAAAGGCCGAAGGCAUUGGGGGACAUUGCCAAGUUUGACUCUCUUCGACCUGAAGACCAAGAUUACAUCAGGGAGAGAGUUGAGAACAGAGCUAAUGGCAGCAGUGCAAGUGAGGAGCCAUCAAGUGGAAAGAAAAGCAAGAAAACCACCACUAAGAGAAAGAGCAGUGGCAAAAGGAACCUGCCUGAUUUCAAGUGUGAGUAUGCCGCAUCCAGUCGUGCGGUUUGCAUCGGCUGCGAGCUGAAGAUUGUCAAGGAUGAGAUCAGGAUUGCCAAAAUGGACUAUGAAACUGAAAAGGCCAUCCGAUUUGGAGGUUUUCCACGCUGGUACCACGUUGAUUGUUUCAUCCAAACCAGGGCCCAAAAUGAGUUUUGGGACUGCGUCGAUGCAAUUCCAGGAUUUAAUACUUUGAAACAAGAUGACAGGAAUGAACUGAAGAAGAAAAUACCAGCAAUGCAGGCGGUGAAAAAAGAAGAAAAUGGUGACGAGCCACCUUCAAAGAAGGUCAAGUCUGAGUUCACCGAUGACCAGAUGAGAGAGCAGAGCAAGAAACUUUUCAAGCUGAGGGACCAACUGGAAACUUUGAAGCCAAAAAAUCUGCAGGACCUUUUGGAGCAUAACAAACAACAGAUUCCUCCUGGAAAAGAGCGCCUGCUUGAUCUUCUUACAGACGUCAUGACUUUUGGAGCCUUAAAAAAGUGCCCGGAGUGCAAAACAGGCGAUCUCUACUACAGAAACGGCUUAUACCAUUGCUCCGCUGAGACUGAAUGGGCCAAAUGCACAUACAAAACCAAGGAUCCUGAGAGGAAGGAAUUCAAAUUGCCUUCGGCCUUCAGGGAAGACAUCCCAUUCCUAGCAAAGUACAAAUCAAAAGUGGGCAAACGACUGAUCCAGGAGUAUGAGCGCUCAGUGCCAUCCUCGUCAUCCACUGGUCCUACCAUAGUGAAGCCCAAGCCACCACUUGACCGCAUGGAGUUUGUCCUUCACACCCAUAUUUGCAAGGGCAAUGAGAAAGACGAGAUGAAGAAACAGAUUGUUCGUCUUGGCGCAAAGGCUGCUUCGAAGGUAUCUGAAAAGACGAUGGCUGUCAUUUCAAGCAAAGAAUGUAUUGAGAAGGGAGGCAAGCAGAUUGAAGAUGCUGAAGAGAUGGGGAUCCAAGUGGUGCCCAAGGAGUUCUUCGAAACUGUCCUCAACAAUGCCAAGAUUGAUAUCCCUGAACUGAUCUUGAAGAUGUCAAUUUCAAAAUGGGGCAAUGAUCCUAAGGAACGCAUGCCGCCUGAGGAAACUGAAGAGGAGAAGGCUAAGAAAUCAUUGAAGAAAAGUGGAAGCUUGGCAGACAGAUAUGCCAGUCAAGGCUCGAGCAAGAUUAAAAUCCAAAUGAAGAAUGGUGCCUACGUUGAUCCUGAAUCAGGCCUCGAGUCAAAAGGUCAUGUCUAUAGAGACGGAAAAGACAUCUACACAGCUGUCUUGAGCAACAGUGAUGUUUCCACUGGCAAGAAUUCCUUCUAUAAGCUCCAAAUUGUCGAGUCUGACCGCCGCAACAAGUGGUGGGUGUUUAAAGCUUGGGGCCGCAUUGGCACAAGUGUUGGCAAGAACAAACUUGAAGAGUUCAACGACCCUAAAAUCGCCAUUCUUGACUUUGAGGAAACAUUCGAAGAGAAGACUGGAAAUGAGUGGAGCAACCGGGCCAGCUUCAAAAAGCGGCCUGGUAAGUACUUUAUGCAGGAUAUUGACUUCGGCCAAGACCAGCAGGACAAGUUGAUCAAACUGGAGGACGGAGUCAUCCAGUCAAAACUGGAGCAGCCUGUUCAGGAGUUGAUGAAGCUGCUCUUCAACGUCGAGGCCAUGAGGGAGACCAUGCUCGAGUUUGAACUUGACCUGGAAAAAAUGCCUUUGGGCAAAUUGUCGCAAAGACAGAUUCGCGAGGCUUACUCCGAGCUGGCCAAGCUGCAGGAGGCUGCUCACGGAGACAAGAAGAUGAGCAAGAGCGAGCUCAUUUCCUUGAGCAACAAGUUCUACACCAUGAUUCCUCACAGUGCUGGUCUGGAUGCUCUGCCUUUGCUGGAUAAUGAGGAGUUGAUCAAGAACAAACUUGAAAUGCUGAACUCACUCAUGGAGCUUGAGGUGGCUUACAACCUGAUGAAGGUCAAGGAAGAAGAUAUGGAGAAGGAGAAGGUGUUGCAUCCUCUGGACUUGCAGUAUUCAAAGCUGAAAACAUCCAUCAGUGUUUUAGACCGCGAAUCCGAAGAAUUUGGUCAUUUACAGGCCUACGUCAGAAACACUCAUGCCGAGACCCACCAGCAAUACUCUUUGGACAUUGAAGAGAUAUUCAAGGUUGAACGCCACGAAGAGAAGAAGAGGCACAAGGUUCUGAACAAGUGGAAGAACAGGCAUCUUCUUUGGCACGGAUCUCGAAUCACAAACUUCCCAGGAAUUCUUUCUCAGGGUCUGAGAAUCGCGCCUCCUGAAGCACCUGUCACCGGCUACAUGUUUGGCAAAGGCAUCUACUUUGCCGACAUGGUUUCCAAGUCGGCCAACUACUGCUGCACCUCGAAGAACAACCCCUAUGGCUUGCUGCUACUGUGCGACGUGGCUUUGGGUAACAUCGCAGAACGCACUCAAGCGGACUUCAUUGACAAGCUGCCUAAGACCUUCCACAGUGUCAAGGGUGUUGGAAAAACCCACCCAGAUCCUACCCAAAUUGUCGAGCUCCCCCAUGGAACUAAGAUUCCCUUGGGAAAGCCCAAACCUGCUGACAACAACCAGACUUCUCUGCUCUACAAUGAAUACAUCGUUUACGACCAAUCCCAGGUCAAAAUCGAGUACUUGCUGAAGAUGAAGUUCAAUUACAAGUACUGAACGGAAAACUUGAUUGAAUUAUAAGCUCCCUUAUAUGGUAAUACCUCAAAUAUUUUUGUUUUUAGAUUGCCUGCCAAAAUAUAAACCUAUCAUUUUGUCAAGCUGCUAAUUGACAGUACAUUAGUUUUUGCAAGUUGCAUGACUUCUUUUGAACAAAUAAUUUUCAUCAUUACUAAAAUUAUGUUAACUGAAAUGUUCAUUCCAUUGAUGAAAAGAAAUAAAAGUUUAAGCAUGAUCGAGUAAGAAAAGC